UAUUCCUGACCUGGGUGAACUGCUCCAGUGUGCGCUGGGCGACAAGGAUCCAGGAUGUUUUCACUGUAGCAAAGCUCCUCGCUCUGGUUCUCAUCAUAGUGGUGGGACUCGUCCAGAUCUUCAGAGGUCACUACGAUGCCCUGCGGCCGAGUGUGGCCUUUGAUUUCAGUCAGGACCCGUCAGUAGGACAGAUAGCGCUGGCCUUCCUUCAGGCCUCCUUCGCUUACAGCGGGUGGAACUUCCUCAACUACGUCACAGAGGAGAUCGUGGAGCCACGCAAGAAUCUGCCCCGUGCCAUCUACAUUUCCAUCCCACUGGUGACCCUGGUUUACACUUUGACCAACAUCGCCUACUUCUCCUCCAUGACCCCCGAGGAGCUGCUGGCCUCCAACGCUGUGGCAGUGACAUUCGGGCAAAAGCUGCUGGGGAUGUUUUCCUGGGUCAUGCCGAUCUCUGUAGCAUUGUCCACUUUCGGAGGAAUCAACGGAUAUCUGUUCACCUCCUCCAGAUUGUGUUUCUCCGGAGCCAGAGAGGGUCACCUGCCCUAUCUGCUGGCUAUGAUCCACUUGAAGAACUGCACUCCAAUCCCAGCCCUACUGGUCUGCUGCUUUGCCACUAUAGUCAUCCUGUGCAUCGGCGAGACACACAACCUGAUCAACUAUGUGUCCUUCAUCAACUAUCUGUCCUAUGGAGUAACAAUUGCUGGCCUCCUCUACCUCCGCAAGAAGAAACCCAACAUGGUCAGACCCAUCAAGAUUAGCAUGUUGAUCCCCAUCGCCUACCUGGUAUUCUGGGCUGUGCUGCUGGGCUUCAGUCUGUACUCUGAACCAGUGGUUUGUGGCCUGGGAAUGGUCAUCAUGCUGACUGGAGUCCCUGUAUACUUUGUUGGUGUUCAUUGGAAGGACAAACCCAAAUGGGUCUAUAGGGUAGUCGAAAAAGUCACAUACGUGGGCCAGAAGGUGUGUUAUGUGGUGUUUCCUCAGGAAGACCUUUCAGAGACUGAACCCCUCACUUCCUCCAAAGCCACUGACUGAGCAGCGCAGUCACCCAGGAAUUCCCAUUUUGCAUCCACACCUGUACUUCCAGUUUUUCCCUCCCUUUUUUUCACAUUGGUCAGUUUGUGGAUGGUUAAGAGAUGUUUGUGUAGUGGCAUAUUGCAAAGUCGAGCCUAGAUACUGCCUUCAUUACGCUCCAGUAUAAAAUAAGAGGAAGGUUACACCUAUGGCAGUGGCAUUAGCUGUUUUUAUGUGAUACUUGGUACUGGUUCUGAAUUCUCAUCAGCAGUAGUCCGUGCUCCCUAUUUCAUUCAGAUCUUUAUAGCAUCUUCUACGUAAUAUCCUUGAGCUAAUGUGCCUUAUGAAAUGUAUGUGAUGGUGUUGUGUGUUGGUUUGUCCGGAUAUUUUGAUGAUGCAAUAACAUUUUUGUGGUAAAUAUGCAAGCAGUUUCUGCACUUAGCAAUACUUCUCUAUUACUGCUGCUACCUUCAGCGAUUUUCACUAAUUAUUCACAAGAUGUUUACUGUUCAUCAAAUGUGGAUGAGUAAUUUUCUGUCUAUAUCUCUGUUUUGCUUCAUUAUCUAGCAAUUCUUUCAACUUUAGGCUUCUUUCUCUCUCUCUUUUUUAUUAGAUCAUACUGAGAUAAUGUAGGUGCCCCACUAGAGCGAUUAUCUUAACUACGCUCAUUUUUCCCAGCAAUAUUUACAGCUCAGGAGAGAAAGGACGAUGGCGAGAAGUUUGAAGCUAUCACCACCACGAAAAGCUGCCUCUCAGAAAUGAAUAAGCUCUAUCGCAACACCACCUUUUGAACCGCCUGUUCUGAUUUGUGAUCGUUUUUUAAGGAAUGCUUCUGUGAACUCUUUCAAGGUGCUUCACCUGACAAGACAGCUAUUACAUUUCAUAUUUCUCAUCUGAUAUGAUAAAGCGUUUACCAUUAACAUGCAUGGGCCUGCUCCCACUUCCCCAAAGAUCAGAACAAUAAUCACCCCAGGCCGACGCUUUAUAGAUCAACUCACUUGCUAUGGUACCUUUGAAUUAAUAUAGUUGGUUUUUCAGUGGACUUAUUUUGACCCCAUUGAAGUAUUAAGUUGCCCCCAAACACUUAUGGUAAAAUGGUUCUCACUCAAGUCGCACUACCACUACCUUAUGGAAUACUUCACAUCCCAAAUUAUCUGUUUAUGCAAACGUGUCACCCAUUUUCUUAAAUGCAUCAAGACUUUUCUCCCUUUUCUGAUUGUUUGUUCACCACGGAAGCUCGUGAGAAAUGUAAAAUCAACACAGAAUGAAAAUUUGAUGGACAAAUGGUUAUUUUGGGGGUGAAGUAUUCCUUUAAAUAAAUGUGCUCCAUGUGAUAUUUGUUGUAUUUAAGUAGUAUCUUACAGCCCAUAAGCUUCCUUUUGUGUACAUACAACAAAACAUAUGUAGGUUUUUUAACAAUGUAAACCAGCAUGUUUUGAACAGUAUUUUUCAACGAAAAUCUACUAAAAGACUCACACUUCAAACAACAAUGUCUGUCUGCCAUGUCCAGGCGCUGUUUGCUCAGCUGAGAUCUGUAAAUACUGUGUAUAGAAGAACAAACUGUUACAAAUGGGCCAGUGACUCUCACAAAGAUCACAUUCCUCAGACAUGUUGUGAAACAUUUACAUACUGUGUACAAUUGAUCGGUGCACCGCUGUGUUUUGUAAAAGGGUGUAAAGAUGUGCAAAAAUAACAAUGUAAUUACCUAUUAAAUAUAGCAAAUUC
Notothenia coriiceps (black rockcod) is the source of this 2738-nucleotide messenger RNA. RefSeq names its product asc-type amino acid transporter 1-like. Gene Ontology annotation, molecular function: neutral L-amino acid transmembrane transporter activity; L-amino acid transmembrane transporter activity. Lineage: Eukaryota; Metazoa; Chordata; Actinopteri; Perciformes; Nototheniidae. Gene Ontology annotation, biological process: D-serine transmembrane transport; D-alanine transmembrane transport. The transcript has 8 exons. The record is from RefSeq and is a predicted model, not a curated record. Gene Ontology annotation, cellular component: membrane. The annotation marks the transcript as partial.